Molecule: messenger RNA, 1236 nt
Organism: Pyricularia oryzae 70-15
Lineage: Eukaryota; Fungi; Ascomycota; Sordariomycetes; Magnaporthales; Pyriculariaceae
Exons: 2
Coding region: 1-1236 (411 amino acids)
Molecular function (GO): zinc ion binding; nucleic acid binding
Source: RefSeq, a predicted model, not a curated record
AUGUCUUCAAACAACAACAAUGCUUUGCCUCCAGCGGGCAAUGCUGGCAAUGCUGGCGGUCGCGGCGGCGCUGGUGGCGGCACUGGCCGUGGUGGCGGUACUGGCCGUGGUGGCGGUACUGGCCGUGGAGGAAGGGGAGGCAUCGCCUCCUCGCGCCCUACCGAGACGACCUCUGCUCUUGCCCGACAGGACAACAAGGUUUCCAAGAAGGGAAUCGUGGCCCGUCAGGCCGUGUUGCCAAAACCGGCAUCACUAGCUUUCCUGUUCAAGGAGGCGGAAGGCAUGGCGGGCAUGACGGAUGAGGACAUGCCCGAGGGUAUGGCUGUUCUCGGCCGCCCACCAAUUCCCCCGCUGCCAGCGGGCAGCGAUUUCGGUCUGUGGAACGACGCGAUCCUGGGCGCAGGCUUCAAGGCGGAUUUGCCAUCAAUGAUGGCAACCAUCACGGAAAUAAGUCGGGGCGCUGCUCCCGAUACGCCGGCUAGCCUCUUCUAUUUUCAGGAUCAUCACCCCAACGGUCGCAAUCGCUACAUACGAGCUGAUUUCGCUGAGCGCCACACCAACCCUGUGGGUGCCGCGAUGAGCCGCAUGGCCAUCAUGCCGCCCGCGCGUAGGGCCAAGGAACACAACAUCACGUGUGGUAACUGUCAGCGGGUUGGCCAUGUGUUGGCAGACUGUGUGCGGGUUACGUACACGGCGUCUGGGAGGGUUCUGGGUGAUCUAUACGGUUGUCCGGUCUGCAACAAAGUGGGCCACAUGGCAGAAGACUGCCCGGACUUCAUGGCCCUCGAUUUUGAGGCCAGGUUCAACAUGCUGGUGGUGAGGAGGGGCGGCAAGCCGCAGAUACGGACCAAAGAGUGUCUGUAUAACAACGACCCGGUAUUCGACGCCAUGGAGGCCGGCGCCUACACCGGCCCCUUGCCGCUGAGCUACGAGCGGGCCCAAAAGUUGGGCAUCAGGGACAAGAAUCGUGCUCAUGGCUGCCAGUACGAUUACGAACUGGUGGAGCCCAGGGUAUACGGAGAGGAUCUCAAGACCUCCUCGUGGACGGUGGUCAAGGAAUGGCUCGCAGUGGGCUGGAAGUUCGUCUACUUGGAUUGGGCCCACUUUGACCUGAUGAGGAGCUUUGUGUCGCUGAACCAGCGACAGGCGGCCCUGGAUAGCCUGGACCGGACAAGGAUCCCUCGGCGCGGAGGACAACACCACGGCCAAUGGAGCGGGUGGCGAGAACCUCGAUGA